Baudoinia panamericana UAMH 10762 is the source of this 945-nucleotide messenger RNA. RefSeq lists its product as uncharacterized. Bases 1 to 945 code for a protein of 314 amino acids. Lineage: Eukaryota; Fungi; Ascomycota; Dothideomycetes; Mycosphaerellales; Teratosphaeriaceae. The transcript has 2 exons. Gene Ontology annotation, biological process: transmembrane transport. The record is from RefSeq and is a predicted model, not a curated record.
AUGCUCGGCCUCCGUAGUUGGGUCUCCCAGGCUGUGGUGGCAUCCUUCAUAGCAGGAGGUGUAGCUGGCGCGGUGUCGAGAACGGUAGUCAGUCCGCUGGAGCGGUUGAAGAUCCUGCUGCAGGUGCAGACGCAGAACACAGAGUACAAGAUGAGUGUACCCAAAGCGUUGGCGAAGAUAUGGCGGGAAGAGGGCUUCAGAGGGAUGAUGGCCGGUAAUGGCGUGAACUGCAUACGCAUUGUGCCUUACAGUGCGGUGCAGUUCGGCAGCUACAACCUCUACAAGCCGUACUUCGAAGCCUCACCCGGUGACGCACUAUCGCCCCAACGCCGCUUACUCUGCGGUGCCCUGGCGGGCAUUACAUCCGUAACCUUCACUUAUCCCCUCGACAUCGUACGCACGCGCCUCAGCAUCCAAUCCGCCUCCUUCCAAAAUCUAAAGCGGGAAGCCGGCAAGAAGCUACCCGGGAUGUGGGAGACGCUUGUCCAAAUGUACAAAACCGAAGGCGGUUUCGGGGCGCUGUACCGCGGUAUCCUGCCGACCGUGGCAGGUGUCGCGCCCUACGUCGGCCUGAACUUCAUGAUCUACGAGUCUGUGCGCGAGUAUUUCACGCCAGACGGUUCCUCGAACCCGGGUCCUGUCGGCAAACUGGCGGCAGGUGCCAUCAGCGGAGCAUUGGCUCAGACGUGCACAUACCCUUUCGACGUCCUGAGACGAAGAUUUCAAAUCAACACCAUGUCCGGCAUGGGCUACCAGUACAAGAGUAUAUGGGAUGCGAUACGCGUCAUUGUCGCGCAAGAGGGUGUUCGAGGCUUGUACAAGGGAUUGUACCCGAACUUGCUCAAGGUCGCGCCGAGUAUGGCGAGUAGUUGGCUCAGCUUUGAGAUGACGCGGGAUUUCUUGGUAAGCAUGAAGCCGGAGGUGAAUGGAUAUCAAGAGCGAUAG